GGAAAAAACAAAAGAAAGAGAGAGAAAAAUAAAAGGACCAGAUAAAUUCGGAAAUUUCUCCUCUGGUUGAGAGCGAAAUCCGCAAAGCUAUAAGAAAUUACCUUCCAAAAAUAUUCAACGGCAGAGACUUGGUCUUGGCCAUUUUUAUACGUGGCAGUAAAACAGAAGACCUCAUUUCACAUACAUCCACGUCGCUAUUUGUCCUCUCAAAAGAACCGCUAUGUCAACUUCCAAAGUUUAAAACGCUCUCUUAUAUAUAUCUUCAUGUUUUACUCUCACCCUUCUGUAAUUCGAAAAACUGAAAAUUACCAAACUGAAAACUGGAAAGUAGUCUUAAUAAUAAUCAAUAAGUAUAAAAAAUGGGGAAGAGGACAGCAUUAUUUGUAGUGUUGGUGGCGGGGAUGUUGGCCGUGAGCUGGUGUUGGGGAGAGGAAGCGGCGGAGAUUGCGAAGGAGAAAGCAAAUAUGGCGGCGGGAGAGAUGAAUAACAAAGCUCAACAGGUUAAGCAAAGUUCUUCUAAAGCCAUGGACGAUGCUAAAGAGAAGACUGGCUCUUGGGCUGAUUGGGUCGCUGGCAAAUUCUCACAGUAUCAAGACGAUGCAAAGGACGAAGCCCAAGGGUUAAUGGAUAAAGCUAAGGAUACCAUGGAUAAAGCUAAGGAUACCGCAUCAAAUGCAAGAGAUUCCAUAAAUACUGCAGCACAUGGAACACAAAAGUAUGGUUCUCAAAAGGCUAGUGAGAUGGCUAACAUGGCAUCCGACAAAUUUGGUGAUGCUAAACAUCUUGCUUCCGAGAAGGCCAAUCAAGCUAUGGAUGCAGCUGGAGAUACCGCUAGUCAUGCCAGUGAAAGAGGAAAAGAAAAUGCAUAUGACGCUUAUGCCUAUGCAUCGGAGAAAACUGGUAAAGCCACAAACAUGGCUACCGAUUUUGCCAAAGAUAAAGCUCAUGAUGCUUAUUCCUCCGCAUCUGAUAAGGCAGGUCGAGCCACUAACAUUGCUUCUGAUAUGGCUGCUGACGCCAAAGAAAGAGCCAAAUAUAAAGCUUAUGAUGCCAAUGAUUUUGCCAAAGAGAAAGCUCAUGAUGUUUAUGCCUCCGCAUCUGAGAAGGCAGGUCGAGCCACUAACAUUGCUUCAGAUAUGGCUGCUGACGCCAAGGAAAGAAUUAAAGAUAAAGCUUAUGAUGCCCAUGAUUUUGCCAAAGAGAAAGCUCAGGAUGUUUAUGCCUCCACAUCGGAUAAGGCAGGUCGAGCCACAAACAUUGCUUCAGAGAUGGCCGCUAACGCCAAAGAAAGAGCCAAAGAUAAAGCUUAUGAUGCCAAAGAUUUUGCCAAAGAGAAAGCUUAUGAUGCCAAAGAUUUUGCAAAAGAGAAAGCUCAUGAUGCUUAUGCCUCGGCAUUGGAUAAGGCAGGUCGAGCCACAGACGUUGCUUCAGAUAUGGCCGCAAGCGCUAAAGAAAGAGCCAAAGAUAAAGCUCAUGAUGCCAAAGAUUUUGCCAAAGAGAAAGCUCAUGACGCUUAUGCCACCGCAUCUGAUAAGGCAAGUCGAGCCACAAACAUUGCUUCAGACAUGGCUGCAGACGCAGAAGAAAGAGCCAAACAUAAGGCUUAUGAGGCCAAUAAUUUUGCCUCUAAGAAGGCGCACGAUGCAGUAAAUUCAGCUUCCGAAAUGGGUAGUGCAGCUAAAGAGAAGUUUAAGGAUAAAGCUUAUGAUGCCUAUGGUUUUGGAAAUAACAAAGCAGGUCAAGCCAUGGAAAAGGCUUCAGACAUGGCCGGUGAUGCCAAAGAAAUUGGGAAAGACAAAGCUUAUGAUGCUUAUGGAUAUGCAUAUGACAAGAUGGACCAAGCAAGGGACGGGGCUUCUAACAUUGCUGGUAAUUCAAAAGACACGAUGAAAGCCAAAGCAUCCGAUGCAUAUGAUUUUGCCUCCGGUAAAGCGGAUCAAACCAUACGAAUGGCUACUGAUAGAGCCAACGAUCCGAAAGAGAAAGCAUUUGAUGGAUAUGAGGGUGCGAAAUCAAAGGCUUAUGAAACUUAUAGCUCUGCUAAGCAUAACAUGAAUGAACAAGUCAAAGAUAAGUAUGAAACUGCAAAGGAGAAGGCUUCGGAAGCUACAGGCAAAGUUGGAGCAAAGAUGAGAAGUGGCGGUAAAGAAUUAUGAGCAAUUUAGUACAAUUAACAGCCCCUGAAACUAAAGGAAAUCUCACAUGCAAAGAGGUUCCUAUUAGGUGAGUGGCUUAGAUUUCACUAUUAUUUUCUUCUUUUUUCUUUUUUGGUUACCUAUUAUUUUUGUAGGACAGAUGAAAUUCUUGACCAACUCAAUUCCGUAUGGUCAUCGCGUAGGUUAUACUUACUUAAUAAAGAGAAUAUGUCAUUGCAAAAGUGAACACGCAUGCUAACAAAGCUGAAAAAGUUUUUGUACCAAAUGUAAAAACUUAGUACGUGUUGAAAAUGCUAUUACUAUCGUUGAAUUUCAUUA
This is a messenger RNA of Nicotiana attenuata, 2474 nucleotides long. Its product is annotated as embryonic protein DC-8-like. Lineage: Eukaryota; Viridiplantae; Streptophyta; Magnoliopsida; Solanales; Solanaceae. Bases 360 to 2156 code for a protein of 598 amino acids. The transcript is spliced from 3 exons. The record is from RefSeq and is a predicted model, not a curated record.